CUAGCGUCGCGGAUUGCAGUGUAAGUACUACUCCCGGCGACCCCGUAUAAUAUGACCUUCCGCGUUGCUUCGGGUUCCGGACAAAAUCAGAAGUGUCGGAGGUCAACAAGCACACACACAACGGGAAAAAUGGGCUCUUGUGGACAUACGAUAUCGUCACUAUCUUUUUUCCGGAGUAGGAAUACCAGAAUUGGUCUUUGGAAAUAUUGAUGCUUGCUGGGAUGCGCGAUCAUUCUUUCCCAGGUUGGUUUCUUAUGUGUGCAUAGAGAGCAAAAGCAAAGUCAUCCUACCAGCCCACCGCAUCACUGUCUAUUUCCUUAAAAUACGGUUUGUCAAUUACUUCACGAUUCGCACAAGGCUGCCUUCAUGUCAAACAAACGAUCUGAGGAAGUUCCUUUUCUGAAGGAAGAGGACGGCCUCUUAGAUGGAGACCUGCCAGUCGAUGAAAACCGUCACCAGCGAAGAUCUUACCGCAUUCAAAAAUCUGCUUUGUUCGCUAUCUUUUUCAUCGUGAUCCUUAUCAUAACAGCUAUUUCUGUUGCUACCCAGAAGAUUCUCACGACGAGUACAACAACUAAACAUUCGAAUACCGGUCAAGAAAUUGUGCAGGAACUUUCUCUCGACGCACAACUUGCGCCGAAUAAGGUGAAUCCGGAUUUGUAUGAUUUUCCAAGGCUUGGCACUGUCGUGGCAAAGACACCAAGUUGUGGUAACAACCCGGAAGAAGCUGAAGCCCUAGGUUGCAUAUUUGACCCUAUGAAUUGGCACUGGACCCGUCCAGAGUGCUUUUAUAAAGAAGGAUCUGAACGAGCACAAGCCCAGGGGCCUUGGAGUUACUACCGAGAUGCAAAUUUUACGGAAGAGAUGAUUCUACAUGACGAACGCGAAAUGUCGACCGAGAGGCUGAUGUACACGGAGCAUAGCUGGCAUGUUAACCACUGCGUUUAUGCCUUGGAGUCCUUGCAUCGUGCUGCUUUAUUGGACAAGUGGAUACCGGAGGAAGCAGCCAGCUGGCCGCAUACUUUACACUGCAUGAUGGUCUUCCAAAUGAUGGGUACACCGCCAAAGAAGCUGAAUACACGUGUAGAUAUGCAGUUUCUAGGCUGUGUCAAGUUUGAGGCUAAGAAUUAAAGCUGAACCGAGCAUUCAUAUCCACGCUGAAAAUAUUCAGCAAUAUUUCGAUCACUUUUUGGUGUUGACAUUUGAAGUAGUAGGUAGAAUUAUUAACUUACAUCAAUUUCUG
This is a messenger RNA of Talaromyces proteolyticus, 1243 nucleotides long. RefSeq lists its product as uncharacterized. Lineage: Eukaryota; Fungi; Ascomycota; Eurotiomycetes; Eurotiales; Trichocomaceae. The record is from RefSeq and is a predicted model, not a curated record. Bases 367 to 1131 code for a protein of 254 amino acids. The transcript has a single exon.